AUGGAUCCAAAGUGGUUUCCUCCUCCAGAUCGCCCCUUCCAACCUGGAGAACGAAGCGUGUUCGGCGCGAGCGCCAUUGGCAUCACUACCCUGUUGCUCCCGCAAGGUCAGUUUCGCAAGAUAAUCGCCAUACCCCCGAUUCUGUGGAUUAUCUUCAACCUGCGACGUCACACUACCGGGAAGCUUGAAGAAGACUAUAUGACUGCCAUCAAUGUCUGCAUGAUCUUGAUCAGAUGGCUCGAUUUUGAAGUGUUGCAUAAGGCGGAGCAGACGUUUCGACGAGUAAAAUCGGACGGUACAACGGAGACCGCGGAGGACAUACAAAAGAUGACCAUCUGGCAGAAAUUCUGCUGGGGUCUUCAACUUUUCGCGACGAUGCGUGGAAUUGGUUGGAAUUGGCGCGUCAAGAACGUUGGCGAGGUCCCUAGAGACAUUUCUCGCAGUCGAUUUGUCUUAGAGCAGGUUGCCAGAGCCUCAUACUGCUUUCUUUACAUGGACAUUGACGAGUGGUACAUGCGUCGGACACCUUUCGGAGACGGCACCAGUCCUGUUCCCGAUCUCUUCACCGUCCCACUUUGGCAACAGAUUCUCCUGGGAUGGUCUUCUGCCUUCCACAGCGGUUUCACAAUGGUCUUCGGUUAUUACCUGGCCGCGGCGGUCGCCGUCGGUACUGGGCUCUACACGCCUCAAUCAUGGCCCCCAUUCUUCGGUUCGUUCAUCAAAAAGGGAUACAGCCUGAGGAACAUUUGGGGUUCCUGUUGGCAUCAACUGCUUCGUCGAAUGUUUGAGAGUGCCAAUUCCGCUCUUCUGCGGCUCUUGAGGGUCAAAAAGGGUACUCUAGUCUCACGGUAUGUGCAGCUAUACAAUGCUUUCUUGGUGUCGGCCCUUAUCCAUCAUGCUGGAGCCCUCAAUUGCCCGUCUUCGUCCUUUGCUUGGUGUCAGUUCUAUUUCUUCAUGAUUCAGCCGGUUGCAAUCACGUUCGAAGACCUCGCCAUAUACCUGGGCAAGAAAACGGGCCUGAAGGACACCUGGAAAACUAGAGCUGUCGGGUACGUCUGGGUUGUCUGUUUCUUGAGUUAUUCUCUUCGAUAUGCAGCCAAAGGCAUUCUGGCCGCUGGAUUGGGUGGAGUCAGACAUCCGUUUGUGGACACAUUUAGCAUCAUAGACCGACUGUUUGGAUGA
Cladophialophora psammophila CBS 110553 is the source of this 1182-nucleotide messenger RNA. RefSeq lists its product as uncharacterized. Gene Ontology annotation, biological process: lipid metabolic process. The coding region runs from base 1 to 1182 and encodes 393 amino acids. Lineage: Eukaryota; Fungi; Ascomycota; Eurotiomycetes; Chaetothyriales; Herpotrichiellaceae. The record is from RefSeq and is a predicted model, not a curated record. The transcript is spliced from 4 exons.